Messenger RNA from Drosophila bipectinata, 667 nucleotides. It is a transcript of the gene Mkp, whose product is annotated as MAP kinase-specific phosphatase. Gene Ontology annotation, molecular function: JUN kinase phosphatase activity. The record is from RefSeq and is a predicted model, not a curated record. Lineage: Eukaryota; Metazoa; Arthropoda; Insecta; Diptera; Drosophilidae. Gene Ontology annotation, cellular component: cytoplasm. Gene Ontology annotation, biological process: regulation of MAP kinase activity; protein dephosphorylation.
AUGAUUUUGCUGUACGAGCUGCAGAAGCGUCUGGCUAAUCUACGGCCAACCAACACAGUAGUAACUACGCCCACCGGUGCCCGUUUCAUCGAGCGGCGCACUUCCCCCAGCGACGAAAAGGAUGUCGAUCUGUUUCCUGAGCAGCAGCAGCAGUUAGAGGCGCGUGCCUACGGUUUCGUGGUAGACACCAAGCCCGAUACCGUGCCCGCCUGUAUCCUAAGCGAGUUUCUGUACCUCGGCUCUCAGGACUCCGUAAGCACCGAAAACGUGCUCAAGUUUAAGGUUACGCACAUCCUGAGUAUUGGCAUUGAAACUCCCAAUGUCGAGCUACCCGCGACACUUAAAUGCAAGCAUCUACCCUGCUUGGACCUGCCAGAGACCGACUUAAUGCCCUAUGUGCUGCCCGUCUCAAUCGAAUUCAUCGACGAGGCCAGAAGAUCGCGGGGCUGCGUACUGGUUCACUGCAAUGCGGGAGUUUCGCGUUCCGCCGCCGUUGUAAUCGGCUACUUGAUGCAACGGCGAGACAUGGGCUACGAGGAGGCCUACAACUUGGUCAAGUCCUGGCGUCCGUGCAUCCAGCCCAAUGCUGGCUUCGUCCAGCAGCUGAAGAAGUCUAUUAAGUAAAUGUUGUUUGCGGUGUCUAGCUUUUUUUAUAGUGUGAUAAGGG